ACAUCUGCGUGUGUUUUAGGUUCCCUUUCGCUUUUCCUCUAAGCAUACUGACACACAAGGAAACAAACGACGUAUGCCGUACGUCGUUUGCUAUUAAAGCAAAAACUUUCAGUAAGAUCAUACUGUCUGUAAACUUUAUACAGCUAAUCAUAAUUUGAAAACAAAAGAAUGAUGAGCACUUUAUCCCGUCUGUCUGUGGUCUUACUGCUUUAUAUCGUCACAGCAGUGUUGUCAGAAAAGGUUCCAACCCCCGAGAAUGUGAGAGUGAUAUCUUUGGACAUGGGAUUCGUUUUAGAAUGGGAUCCACCACAAAGCACCAAGAAUAAACUCUUCAACUACACUGCUGAAAUUAGUGGAUGGAAUAACAUAUAUGAGCCAGUGUGUCUAAGCAGCUCAUCACUAAGCUGUGAUUUCACUGACAACAUUUCUAUUUUUGGAACCUACCAACUUCGUGUUCAGGCUGAGCUUCAUGGAGAAACAUCUGAUUGGGUGGAAACUAAACAUUUAUCGGUGGAUCAAAUAACUAAAAUUAGCGCUCCUCGUGUACAACUGAGAAGCAGAAAAGGACAAACAGAAAUUGAUAUCACUGAUCCUCUUCUAAAAAAAAAGAACUUGAGGGAAGUCUUUGAUAAUAUUUCCUACCUCAUCCGUUUCUGGAAAAAUGGAGAGACUAAAAAGGAAGAACUAAUAAGAGAACAAAACAGAGUUAUGUUACCAAGACUGGAGCCACUUGUAAAGUACUGCUUUGAAGUAGAGAUUCUGUAUUCAAACAAUACAAGUCAGACCAGCAACGUCACAUGUUUAACCAACACCCAAAGCAAUGAAGUUGAACCGUGGCUUAUAGCAGUUGUGCUCCUGGUCAGUUUUCUGGUGGUGUUAGUUGCUGUUGUCCUGAUCUUUCUGGUUGUGUGGUUUGGCUAUAGAGGAUGCAGAAUAAUCUUCCCUGAUGCUGAACUGCCAGAGGACCUAAAAAGGUUUUUGUCACAACGUUCCAAGUCUUCGAUACUUUCAACCAUUCAGGAGAGCACGGUGAAGGAGUACUUUUGUGAGCUGAGGAUAUUGCACAAGGAGCCAAACAGUUGUCUGGACAGUCAGCAGAUAGAAGGACCAAUAAGGAUUCAGACACAUAAGAACGAGUGUUGCAUAGGAGCCAACAUAAAACAGAGCAGUGAGGAGAAAUCUGAAAAGAUUAUGACAACAGAACAGAGCCUUUGCUUGCUAAAAUGAGACUGUAGUAGUACUGUUCUUAUAAUCAAUGAUUAUUGAUCAUUUAUUUUUAGCUAUUCUGUGAAAAAGGCAAAAGAAAUAAAAUAUUAUAAAAUAAAAUGA
Puntigrus tetrazona (Sumatra barb) is the source of this 1329-nucleotide messenger RNA. Its product is annotated as interleukin-10 receptor subunit beta-like. Gene Ontology annotation, molecular function: protein binding. Gene Ontology annotation, cellular component: membrane. The transcript is spliced from 7 exons. The record is from RefSeq and is a predicted model, not a curated record. Lineage: Eukaryota; Metazoa; Chordata; Actinopteri; Cypriniformes; Cyprinidae. Bases 169 to 1227 code for a protein of 352 amino acids. Gene Ontology annotation, biological process: blood coagulation.